This is a messenger RNA of Sorghum bicolor (sorghum), 1836 nucleotides long. Its product is annotated as disease resistance RPP13-like protein 4. Bases 193 to 1755 code for a protein of 520 amino acids. Lineage: Eukaryota; Viridiplantae; Streptophyta; Magnoliopsida; Poales; Poaceae. The record is from RefSeq and is a predicted model, not a curated record. Gene Ontology annotation, biological process: defense response to other organism. The transcript has 2 exons.
CGAAUAUUUGGCUCUAUAGGCAAUUGUCCUCAACAAUUUUCUGAUAUAUCUGAAAAAGUUUUGAAGAAAUGUGGAGGUGUUCCAUUAGCUAUUGUUACCAUAUCAAGCUUGCUGGCUAAUAAGACAAGAAGUAUUAAUGAGUGGUCCAAUGUGUGUGAUGCAAUUGGUGCCGGAGUAGGAAACAAUCCCGGUAUGGACAACAUGAGGAAGAUAUUGCUGCUUAGCUAUUAUGAUCUAACUCCUCAACUGAAGACAUGCUUACUGUAUCUAAGUAUAUUUCCUGAAGAUUAUGAGUUUCGAAAAACUACAUUGAUUUUGAGGUGGAUAGCUGAAGGAUUUGUCCAACUAGAAGAUGGGAGGCAAAGCUUAUUUGAGGUUGGACAGAGUUACUACCAUGAGCUUCUAAACAGAUGCCUCAUCCAGCCAGGAGACAGUGAGGGGGAUGACUUGUCUCCUCUUAGAUGCCGGGUGCAUGAUAUGGUGCUUGAUCUCAUUUGUUCCUUGUCAAGAGAUGAAAGUUUUGCUACCACUGUAUAUGGUGACUGCAGGCAAAUCACAUCUUCAGAAAACAAGGUUCGCAGGCUCUCUAUCCAUAAUGCUAGCUGGCCUACAAUGAACAUGUCAAAAUUAAGAUCCCUUACUAUAAGCAAUUCUGCUAUAAUUAAUUCAAUGCCACCCUUUUUGUGCUAUCAUCUUUUGCGUGUAUUGGAUUUUGAAAAGUGCAAUCUUAAAGACCAUACAAGUCUAGAGUUUCUUUGUAAAUUAUUUCACCUGAGGUUUCUAAGUCUAGUAGAUACUGGAUACGCUGGUGAGGUCCCAAGGGAGAUAGGGAAUCUACAGUUUUUGCAGACUUUUUACUUCUCUGGAACUUACAUAAAACAAGUCCCAUUGAGUAUCUUGGGGAUGAGACAACUAAUGUGCCUUGCCGUUGGGAUGAAUACAAGGCUGCCAACAAGUGGAUUGAGAAAUCUAUCGUCUCUGGAGCUGCUUCGGAUGAAUGUGGAUUCUGCAUACAUUGCAGAAGAGCUGGGCCAUCUGACGCAACUGAGGGUGCUAAUGGUUGUUCUCAGGAAGGACAAGGAAGGCAGAUGGGAUGAAAGGAUAUGCAGAGUUCUGGUGGGGUCCCUUAGCAAACUGCACAAAAUCCAAACUCUACAAGUAGAAAUCUCAGAUGACGUGGAAGUUCAUCUUGAAGGCUCAGUGGACUCCCCGUGGAAUCUAUCUCAUCUUGUUAUUUUUGGAACCAGUCGGCUGCCGACAUGGAUUGAUCACACAUCAUUUCAACUCCUAUCCCAGCUAUGCAUAAAGGUGGGUCAAGUUGGAAGGGAGGACAUCCAUGUCCUCGGCCGGCUGAAGGCUCUUCGUGUUCUCCACCUGGGAAUGGUUGGCGCCAAACAAGUGUUUGAAAGGUUCAUGAUUAGCGCUGAUGCCUUCCCAUGUGUGACACGGUGUGUAUUCUCGGGGUUUUCGACGGUGCCAUCUAUGUUCCCACCUGGAGCUAUGCCGAGCCUUCAACGGUUUUGUUUUGAUAUAAGACUAGAGGAUUUCGGUGAUGAUAGUGGAUUUACAGUUGACGACCUGGCCUUAUGCCACCUCCCGUCACUACAGAGGGUUUGGGUUUGCCUAGAUGGAGAGAGAGCCAGAGACAUCAAAGAUGUGGCAAUGAAAGCCCUGACGAAAGAGGCACACGCCCACCCGAACCACCCUGAUAUUGAUGUCGGAAUCAAUGGGCAGUGGAGCCAGCUGUGCAGGUAAUGGAAGGAUGUACGCACUAGUUCUAUGGAUUUUCAGCGGAGGACCUCCACCACUACCUACAACAUGUUCCCCCCUUCGAAG